AUGAAUAAGAUGAGUUAUUUCUCUUACUUUCUGGUGGUUUUUGUUUUAUGUGUUUCAUCCUCCUAUGCAGCCAAAGAAGUAGAUGUGGAUACUAUUUGCAAGGAAGUGAGUAAUUCUACAUAUUGUUCAGCUCUUCUCAAUUCAAAAUCUGGAGAAAGUCGAGAUCUCAUUAGCUUUGCAGAAUACGCCAUUGAAGCAGCUCGUGUCAAUGUGACCAACACACUCGAAUUAAUCAAAAACCUAAUUGCGAAUAGUGGUAGUAAUGUUGAGGCAAAACGACAUUACGAAAUGUGUUUAUAUCAUUUCGAUGAAGAGUAUGCCCUUGGUUUGGUUAAUGAAGCUCUAGAUUAUGUAAAGAGUGGAGCUUACGAAUCCGCACGUCAAAAUGCAUGGGCUAUACAAAGUCAUGCUACUGAUUGUGUUUCAGGAGAGUCACCUGGUGAAACUCCUUAUCCUGAUCCAUCACAGCUCCCAAAUUAUGCUCAGCUUGUCACUCAAACUUCUGAGAUUUUUGCGCAUAUAGUUAAGUUUAUAACUCAGCCAUAA
Messenger RNA from Lathyrus sativus (Indian pea), 546 nucleotides. NCBI's taxonomy places the organism in Eukaryota, Viridiplantae, Streptophyta, Magnoliopsida, Fabales, Fabaceae. The record is from the annotation of a GenBank genome assembly.